Molecule: messenger RNA, 1476 nt
Organism: Python bivittatus (Burmese python)
Lineage: Eukaryota; Metazoa; Chordata; Lepidosauria; Squamata; Pythonidae
Gene: DNAAF11
Product: dynein axonemal assembly factor 11
Biological process (GO): outer dynein arm assembly
Cellular component (GO): cytoplasm
Molecular function (GO): protein binding
Source: RefSeq, a predicted model, not a curated record
ACGGCCGGGGAGAAGCGGCCGAGGGGGCCGAGCGCGCCGGCGGCCAUGGCGCGGAUCACAGAAGAACUGGUUAGGCAACGGGCAGAGCAUAACAACUGUGAAAUCUUCUCUUUGGAAGAAAUUUCCUUACACCAACAGAAUAUCGAGAAAAUUGAACAUCUUGACAAAUGGUGCCGGGAUUUAAAAAUUCUCUAUCUCCAAAACAACUUGAUCUCCAAAAUUGAAAACGUUAGCAGACUGAAGAAGCUUGAAUAUUUAAAUCUGGCUUUAAACAACAUUGAAAAAAUUGAAAAUUUGGAAGGUUGUGAAGAGCUGCAAAAGCUGGACCUGACAGCAAAUUUCGUUGGAAAAUUGUCUAGUGUCAGAACACUGAAAAGUAAUAUACAUCUUGAAGAGCUUUUCCUUGUAGGAAAUCCAUGCACUGAUUUUGAAGGCUAUAGGCAGUUUGUGGUUGCUACUCUACAACAACUCAGAUUUUUGGAUUGCAACGAGAUAACACGGUCAGAAAGGAUUCAGUCUUUACAAAACUAUCCUGAACUAGAAAGAAAAAUCCACAAGCAGGAGCAAAUCUAUCUUCUGAAAAGAGAAGAAGAAAAAAAAGAGGCACAAAGACAGAUUCAAGAAAAGCAGAAGAAAAGGGAGGAGAAGAAGAAAGGACAUAAUCUGGGAUUUGAUAAACAAUCAUACACAGACAUUAAGACACCCAUCUACUAUUCUGCAGAAGGAGCAGAGAACCACCAAAAUUGUGAAGAAAGGAAUGAGUUUCGUGAAUUAAUAAUUGAGGACGAUGAUGAAGACAGAGCCUUUUGGGAAGAACCUGUGCCUCAUACUCCAGAGGCUAGGUUAGAAAUUCACCAAUAUAUUGAAGAGAAAAGGAAAGAAAGAGAAAAUAGAGAACGAAGAAACAAAGAGAAGCCUCUGCGCACUUUGAUCACCCCAGAAGGAAGAGUUUUAAAUGUAAAUGAAGCCAAGCUUCCUUUCUCCUUGGAAGAUGACAAUGAAAACAACCAGUUCAUCCUGGAUCUCGCUGUUUACAGACAUCUGGACAUCUCCUUCCUCAAUGUUGAUGUACAGCCUACUUAUGUCCGGGUAAUGAUCAAAGGAAAGGUAUUUCAACUUGUGCUUCCUGAAGAAGUGAAGCCAGAUAGCAGCAUUGCUAGAAGAUCUCAGACUACUGGACAUUUGGUUAUCAACAUACCAAAGGCUAAAGAUGUUGUAGUGACUAGCCAAAAAACAUCCACUUCUGAGAAAACAUUUGAUCCCAGGAAACUGCAACAAAAUAUAAGAAGACAUGAAGAUCUGGAGAAGUUGGAAGUGGAUCCUACCAAGUAUUCCUUCCCUGAUGUGACAAAUAUUGUCCAUAAAAAGGAUUGGAUUGGACAAGGACCUUUAAGGCUUCAACAGCCCAAAGUCGUGGACACCAAGAACGUGGCUGUGAGCUUUGAAGAUAACCCAGAAGUUCCACCUUUAAUUUAA